Molecule: messenger RNA, 2557 nt
Organism: Contarinia nasturtii (swede midge)
Lineage: Eukaryota; Metazoa; Arthropoda; Insecta; Diptera; Cecidomyiidae
Gene: wap
Product: DDB1- and CUL4-associated factor 7
Exons: 4
Coding region: 418-1452 (344 amino acids)
Cellular component (GO): nucleus
Molecular function (GO): protein binding
Source: RefSeq, a predicted model, not a curated record
UUGUAGCCAACUUCAUGUCGAUCGCAUCUCAUUCGUGAGAGAAAUAUAAACUAAAUCGCAUGGACUUGUGUUUUUGUAUAAUGUUUGUAAAAACAAACCAAAUUUUAUUCAUUUAAUCGACACAAAACAAUAUCAAAACCAAAUGCCAACAUCACAUUGAACCUAUUUUCAAAGCAAUUACGAUAAGUUUUAUUUGAAAUUGAUUUGAUUUGUAGUGAUAUUUUAGUGUAGAAAAAGUUAAACAGUGUGACGUAAAAACCGCAAACAAAAUCCAUCUAAUAUCUGAAUCUCGUACAUCUUUGCGAUAAUUUUUAUUUGUUUUUGAUCGUGAUUGAAUCGGUUUUGCACAUUGAAAGAGCCAAUAAAAGCGUUAUAACGGAGUUUUUACGCGACCGCCCACUCAGGUCAUACGCAAGCAUGUCGUCAAGUACAGGUAAACGAAAAGAAAUCUACAAAUACUUGGCACCAUGGCCAUUAUAUUCGAUGAAUUGGAGCGUACGGCCUGACAAACGUUUUCGAUUGGCACUUGGCAGUUUCAUUGAAGAAUACAAUAACAAAGUUCAGGUUAUAAGUUUAGAUGAAGACACAAGCGAAUUCAGUGCAAAAAGUACGUUCGAUCAUCCGUAUCCGACGACAAAAAUUAUGUGGAUACCAGAUUCAAAGGGUAUAUAUCCGGAUUUGUUAGCAACAAGUGGAGAUUAUUUGCGCGUAUGGCGAGCCGGUGAGCCAGACACUCGACUCGAGUGUGUGCUCAAUAAUAAUAAAAAUAGUGAUUUUUGUGCGCCGCUUACAUCAUUCGAUUGGAAUGAAGUCGAUCCGAAUUUAGUUGGUACAUCAUCGAUCGAUACAACAUGCACAAUUUGGGGCCUAGAAACGGGACAACCGUUGGGCAGAGUGAAUUUGGUUGCCGGCCAUGUAAAGACACAAUUGAUUGCGCACGAUAAAGAGGUGUACGACAUUGCAUUUUCACGUGCCGGCGGUGGCCGUGAUAUGUUUGCAUCAGUUGGUGCCGAUGGUUCGGUGCGAAUGUUUGAUUUACGACAUUUGGAACAUUCAACAAUCAUUUACGAAGAUCCAACACACACACCAUUGUUACGGCUCGCAUGGAAUAAACAAGAUCCAAAUUAUUUGGCAACAGUUGCGAUGGAUUCGUGCGAAGUAAUCAUUUUGGAUGUUCGUGUACCAUGUACACCAGUUGCCCGAUUAGCCAAUCAUCGAGCCUGUGUAAAUGGCAUUGCUUGGGCACCACACAGCUCAUGUCAUAUAUGCACAGCCGGCGACGAUCAUCAAGCACUAAUUUGGGAUAUUCAACAAAUGCCACGGGCUAUUGAAGAUCCAAUACUUGCGUAUACAGCGGCCGAAGGUGAAGUGAAUCAAAUUCAAUGGGGAGCCACGCAACCAGAUUGGAUUGCCAUUUGCUAUAAUAAAGCAUGUGAAAUUCUGAGAGUCUAGAGACUCUUCACGACUCUUUGGAAGGAUACUAUAUCAAAAACAAUUUUUUUUGCUGAUUUACUAUAUUGUAUUCUAAUGUUAAGGAAUUUUAUUUAGUAUUUCGAUUUUAGUUUGUGCCUCCUUAAGUGAAUAUCAUAGCUAAAAUAUUUUUAUUAUUUUUUCUUCCUUUUUUUUUGCUUUAUUUAUUCAAAAAACCGACACAAACAUAAAUGGUGCAAUUGAGAUGUAUCUUUUUCUUACACUGAAAAUCAGUUAACUUUGAGAUUUUGUAUUUUCAUUUUUAUGAAGAAAUCGAAUAAUAGCCGAAAUAUAUCACGAAAAUGUAGAACUCAAUUCGAAAACAAAACACAGACGAAACAAACAAUAGCUCAGCUCAACUCAAAAUAACGAUAUUAAAUAAACGAAGACGACAUUACUUUCGAACGAGAUAGAAUAAGCCAUUAUCGUUUAAGCAAACACACAUACAGAGAGAGAAAGAAUGCACACGCUUAGGUUCUCAACACAAUAAAACAUUAGUAGCAAACAUGUAUACAUUUAAUUUGUAGCGCAUGUUAAAUAAUAAUUAAUUAUUAUUGAUGACAAGCAAAAGUAUGAAGAAUUAUGUUAUAUUUCCUGAAUAGAAGAGUGUAGACAUAAAAGACAUGCACACACAGACACACUCAUCCAUGCAAAUUCAAAUCAAUAUUUUGAUUUCUUAUGAGAAAAUCGGCAAUUAUUAUUCGAUUCAUAGAAACACACAAAGUUAGUGAUAAUUUCGAAUGAUGUUGUAAAAGUGUGCUAUAAGAAUUGGUACUAAAUAAUAAGAAUAUUCUUUCCUAAUAAUUAUUAUGUAUAUGAUGCUAUGAUGAUAACGAUUAUGUUAAGGUGAAUUUCUAACUGAUUAGUUAAUUAAAAAAAAAAGAUCACGAAAUAGUUCGAACAACACGAAAUGACCAAUUCAAUCAUAUUUAAUUUAUAUAGAUUAUGAUAUAAAUCAUCAACAACAACAACAAAAAAUCCGAUCAAUUUCAUUCAUACAACAAUAAUCAGCAGACGAAUAAAAUGAUGAAAACUAGUUAUACACACAUCUGAAAUUGGAACAAUAAAACGAACCCAGUAAAGUAAA